AUGGACACAAAAUCACCUAUAAUCCUCAUACUCUUCUUCGCAAUCCCAGCUCUAUGCACCAACCCACCGGAGCCUGAUUACUGCGACCCAUCCAUCGGUCCCGAAGUCCGCUUCCCUUUCCGGCUGGCUGACCGGUCCCCCAACCGGCGCGGCUACCCGGGCUUCGACCUGUACUGCAACAGCGACAACCAGACGAUCCUCAACCUCCCGGAAUCCGGCGACUUCGUGGUGGACCACAUAGACUACUCUGCCCAAGCCCUGCUCAUCAACGACCCUGAUUCGUGCCUCCCGGCCCGAAUCCUCAACUUCAGCCUAUCGGGCUCGCGCUUCCGGGGCAUCAACACCCGGAAUUUCACCUUCCUCAACUGCUCGUCCGACUACAGCCCGGCCCGAUUCAUGCCCCUGCUCUGCCUCAGCGGGAGGAAUUAUACGGUUGUGGCCGUGAAUUCGCACCUGCCAGCGGCGUCAGCGGAGGUGCCGCCGGGUUGCCGGAGAAUCUCCUCCGCCCUGGUGCCGAUGCAGUGGACGGUGUCGCCGUUCUACUGGUCGUCGAUGGAUCUUAUGGAUGAUCUGGAGCUGGUUUGGAGCCAGCCCGAAUGUUGGAGGUGUGAGAGUGAGGAUGGGGUUUGCGGGCUCAGGAGAGGUGCCAAAUAUGGCAUCAUAGUCGGAGUUGGAAUACCCGGGCUAGUGUGCAUAAUUGGACUAGCAUGUUACGCUUGCGGCAUUGUCCGGGCUUCCACCCUCCGGCGACAAUUAAACUCCGACCUACCCAACACAUUUUCUGAUCAAUGGCCCACCAUUAGGUCUGUUAAUGGGCUCGACCGGCCUACUAUCGAGUCAUAUCCAACCACUAUUCUUGGAGAGAGUCGUCGGCUCCCAAAACCGAGCGAUGGCACCUGCCCCAUUUGCCUGUCUGAUUAUCAACCUAAGGAGACACUAAGGAGUAUUCCCGAGUGCAACCAUUAUUUUCACGCGGAAUGCAUAGACGAGUGGCUCAAGCUCAACAGGAGUUGUCCCUUGUGUAGGAAAUCACCUGAGAGCACGUCCCCUUGCUCGUCUUCACCGUCGAUACUUGUUCAUCCACAAAUAUAG
This is a messenger RNA of Striga hermonthica, 1092 nucleotides long. NCBI's taxonomy places the organism in Eukaryota, Viridiplantae, Streptophyta, Magnoliopsida, Lamiales, Orobanchaceae. The record is from the annotation of a GenBank genome assembly.